UCUACACACGCGUCCACAUCACUCAGUCAAUGGAUUACACCUUCUCUCUCCAAGUGCAACACCAGCUGACCGUGUCCCAAACGCACUUAUAUCAGGGCUACAGCUUAGAGUUACAGAUGAAGUCAAAAGAGGUGGACCAGGGCCUUUUCACAAACAGUUACUGCAAAGUGUGCAGCGCUCAGCUCAUCUCAGAGUCACAGAGAGUGGCACAUUAUGAGAGUCGGAAACAUGCAAACAAAGUGCGUCUGUAUUACAUGUUGCACCCGGUGGAUGGAGGAUGUCCAGCUAAGAAGCUCAGAACAGAUGAUGGCAGUGAGGAUGGAGACGUGGACAAAAACAAGUGCUGUACACUGUGUAAUAUGUCCUUCACUUCAGCAGUGGUAGCACAAUCUCAUUAUCAAGGCAAGAUCCACGCCAAGAGGCUCAAACUUCUGCUGGGUGAACAGCCUGCCAUAACAGCCAAAGAUGUGCCACCUAGUCCAGUGAAGACACCUUCAUCAGAAAGCUCCCCUGUGAGCUUGACACGUCAGCACCGGGAUUCUGAUCGCUACUGUCAGCUGUGUAAUGCUUGGUUCAACAACCCUGGAAUGGCACAGCAACACUACGAUGGCAAAAAGCACAAGAAGAACGCAGCACGAGCAGACCUGCUGGAACAACUGGGGAAGACUUUAGACAUGGGAGAAAUGAAAGGUCUUAAACGCUGCUACACAUGUGAUGUCUGCAGUGUCACGCUGAAUUCAGUGGCGCAAUAUCAUGCACACCUGCAGGGCUCCAAGCACCAAAACAAAUGUGUUUUGUGCCUUGCAAGAAGAAGAUGGCUCCCUCAGCUGAGUCUGCUUCCUCUUAAGGUUUUCUUCCUACUGUACCAAAACAUCUUUAGCCUAAAAAAUCAGCUUUGUGUCCAGUGAGCCAUAGGAGAAGCACGGUGAUUGGAUUGAUGUCAUACAAGCUGUGAUCAGCUUGCCCUGGAUUGUCUGCCUCUAUUCUUUCCCCGCUCACUCUCUCUCUCUCCUUCCAUCUCACUUUGUUGUCUUACUCUCAACUUGACUAUAAAAGAAGAUUGAAGAUCCUCUUAAAGUCUGCCUUUAUCAUCCCCAAACUCUCUGGCUCUACCUCCCAGCCUCUUCUUCAUCAUGACUCAACACAGCCAUCAUGCCCUGACUCUCUGGAGGAGUGCCGGCUUCCUCCAGUGACACUCAUCUGGUAAUUCCCUCACCAGAAAUUUAUAUAUCUAAUCUCAGUCAGUUGAUGUGUGCAUGACUGAAUAUGGUAAUUGUGGUCACUUUCUAAGAUAAGCAAUAUCAAAAUAAAAAAUAAAAAAAAUCUCCCAAAUUAAUAGUUAAGAGAAGAAAAUUGUAACAAUAACUAACUUAAAAAGAGAAUGCAAUCUAUUGAAAAUGUUGUCCACAUUAAUUUUUUAUGUCUCAAGUUUUAUGUAUUAUGUAUUGUUUCUGUGUGCAAAAAAACAUUCUACUGGAAUAUACAGUAAAGGUUUUUUGGGCCUUACAGACAUUUGGGCAUUUGGGACAGGGUGCUACAAAAACACAAUUUACUUGAUGUUUUUGUUGAUGUAUGUACUAUAUGUGUGAUCUUUAAGUAGCUGUUUAGGGGUGUCUGAUGAAUGGGCAUUUGAGAUUAUUUGUAAAAGUGAACUCACAGCUAAUGCGAUCCUUUUCAAAUUUAUUGUCUGGUUUUUAAUAUUUAAAACUUUUUAUUUUUACGUAGGUUUGAAUGGGGUUACAUUCCAAAAAAAUUAUCAAAGAUGAAGCAGCUAUCCUUUCAUAUGGUUGUCUGUCACAUAUUUUACAAUAUGUUGUACAUGCAUUGUUUCCUUUUACAUGUGACUGUGAAAAUAAGUUAGAAGGUAAAAACAAAAUGACUGUAAUUGUUUGUCUUUAUAUAAUAUUCUUGUAUUUAAAAUUAUUAGUAGUUGCUCUUCAGAGGAUAUAUUAGAUCUAAUUAUUCAAUUGUCAUUGAGCUGCAAAACCAUGUAUGUUCUGAAGCAUUUACAUUUGCACUAAUUGCAUUUUUUUUUUUCUUUUUCAUUCUUUGACGUAUGACAAUGAUUCAUUUUUCUUUAAAAAAUAAAUGAAUGAAUUUAUGACUUUUUAUUUUACUCUUGAUAGAAAGAUGUCAAUGUUUAUUCCUUGGUACAGUACAAUCAAGAAAUAACAAAAUCGAUUAAAAUUAUUAGAAGAUAUGAAGAAACACUAUUGAUGAUCUCUAGAUCAAAAAGGAUGGAUUACUCAACCCAGCAUGGUACAGUGUAAUCUGUCAAUAUACAUAAAGAUUUUUAUAUUAACAAAUAUGAAUUCAGUGCACAAAUAAGUAUCACCUCUCUUUCACAAAGAUGGAAGAAUCCAUUUUAUGCAUAUGUUUCAUUGGAACUAGUGUGUGUUCCCUUUAAGAGAGCAGGUUCUUGUUCUCUUCCUUUGUGCUCUGGGUUAUGUGAUAGACUGUGUCUGAAACAAAA
Xyrauchen texanus (razorback sucker) is the source of this 2473-nucleotide messenger RNA. Its product is annotated as zinc finger matrin-type protein 4-like. Lineage: Eukaryota; Metazoa; Chordata; Actinopteri; Cypriniformes; Catostomidae. Gene Ontology annotation, cellular component: nucleus. The coding region runs from base 30 to 908 and encodes 292 amino acids. The record is from RefSeq and is a predicted model, not a curated record. Gene Ontology annotation, molecular function: nucleic acid binding; zinc ion binding. The transcript has 8 exons.